AUGCCUUCAUCCAACUUUUCACCGAGCUCGAUUCCCGAUCUUUCAGGGCGAGUCUAUCUCGUUACAGGAGGUAACGCCGGCUGUGGGAAAGAAACCGUUAUUGGUUUGGCAGCUCGCGGGGCCAAAGUUUUUAUGGGUGCGCGCAGCAAAGACAAGGCCAUUGCUGCCAUUGAAGAAAUACAAGAAACGUAUCCGUCGGCUGACAUUCAUUUUCUCGACCUCGACUUGUCCAACUUUUCCAGUGUCAUGGCUGCCGCCAAAAAGAUUCGGGAUGAGGAAACUGCACUGCAUGGGCUCGUUAAUAAUGCCGGCAUCAUGGGUGUACCUUAUUCUGUGACAGCAGACGGCUAUGAGAUCCAAUUACAGACCAAUUACUUGUCGCAUUGGCUCCUAACCUAUCAUCUCCUUCCUCUUCUUCAAUCUACUGCUCGAUCAAACCCCGAAGGAACUGUCCGAUUGGCCAAUCUGACAUCGGAUGGGCACGCAAGGUUUCCGCCUUCCGACGGAAUCCACUUUGAAGACCUCGGCCUAGAGAAAGAAGGUUCUAUGAAGAGAUAUUGUCAGAGCAAAUUAGCAAACAUCUUGCACACAGCGCAACUAAACAAGAGAUACGGUCCCGAUUCUAGCGAAUCUCAGAACGGGGCAGUUUGGUUUGCAGCCGUGCAUCCUGGCCACAUCAAUACUGAUCUGAACAAACAAGCCACCGGGACUGCGCCAGGGUUCGUCCUCCGUUCGGUCACACCAGUCAUGAGGUGUCUCGGAAUUCUGGAUGCACAGGAGAAAGGAGCCUGGUCUUCACUCUUCGCUAUUGCUAGUAGCGACUUCAAGAAGUCGGACUCGGGAGCUUAUAUCGUGCCAUAUGCAAAAAUUGGAACGCCAAGCAAGCACGCACAAGAUGAGAGCCUGGCAGAGAAGCUGUGGCAGUGGACUGAGACAGAGCUUCGUGGCAAGGGCUUGCUAGAAUAAUCGCAGGCGAGACAUGAUAUAGAUAGACCUUUCAUUACACUUGAUAUAGAUAUUCAUGUCUUUUAAU
Molecule: messenger RNA, 1033 nt
Organism: Trichoderma asperellum CBS 433.97
Lineage: Eukaryota; Fungi; Ascomycota; Sordariomycetes; Hypocreales; Hypocreaceae
Source: RefSeq, a predicted model, not a curated record